This is a messenger RNA of Porites evermanni, 5521 nucleotides long. The record is from the annotation of a GenBank genome assembly. Lineage: Eukaryota; Metazoa; Cnidaria; Anthozoa; Scleractinia; Poritidae.
AUGAAGCAGGUAAAGAAUAUAUAAUUGCAUUCUGUUCAUCUUAAUGUUAUUACUAAUUACUGUAAAAUCCCAGUUAUUUGGUUUGAAAGCAAUGUAUACAAGUUUUAAAUAGUUUUAAUACAGCAAAAAAUGAUCCUCUGCUUGGCUGUAUUAUUAAUAUUAAGGUGAAAUUUGAUUUUUUUUUUCUAAUUUUAAGUUUAAAUCAUCAUUUUCUCUUAAAAGUGUUCAAUAAAAUAAGAUUUAUUUUGAAGAUUAAAUUUGGCCACAUCAGUGUAACAUAUUUCUAUAAUAAAGAGCAACUUAGGGGAGGGAGGGGGGCUUACAGUGUGACUACUCAAACUGGGACACUUGAAAGAAGUAAUAGUUGCACUGUAAAAGACAAGGGGGACUUAAUAACUGUCUUCCCCUAAAAUUGGGGAGGUGGGGUGCGUAUCAGAGGGCUUAAAACUUGGAUUUUAUGCUAUUACUCCUUGGAAAUUGAAUACAUUGUUUUUCUUUGACAUUAGACACAGAUUGAAAUCCAAAAAGCACUACGUGAAGAUCCAACUGUAUAUGAGUACGAUGCUGUUUAUGAUGAGAUGGAAGAGAAGAAGAAAGCUGCUAACGUAAAAGUUCCAGAGAAAGACAGAAAGGUACACAUGUUUAUUUAUUAAGCCCCAAGGCUUAUAUUUUUCAAAGACCCUUUUAGAGGGGCUUAUCUACGGAGGGAAAUUUGCGUUUCAAAACUGAUUGGGCUAGCCUUAUAGUUGGAAGGAAAUACUGUUUUUGCUUUGUUUUACUGUGUAUUUGAAGGCAAUUUUCCAAGUACAAACCCCCGGGGGGCUUAUAUUUGGAGGAGCGAUUUAACGGAGGGUUUUUGCGUUACCGGUUUGGGGGGCUUAUAUUUGGAGGGGCUUAUACUUGGAGGAGCUUAUUUUGGGAAUUUUACGGUAUUUAAUCGCGUUUACCAUGAUUAUAAUGCUAAAAUAAGACUAGGAAAAAAAAAUACAUUUGAACAAGUCACAAAAACGAGAGACGAAGGUGUGGGACACACAACAGACCGAGGCUCAAAUUAAGACAGUGUUAAGCAAUACGUUUAAAGUAACUAAAUUGAAUGAGCUUUGUGCGGCACUUGGGAAUUAGUAAGUCUUGAUCAGAGCUGUUGCGAGUGAGACGAAUGCCUGUAGGCUUGACGUAAUCAUCUACAUGGGUAAACGUGUAGUGGCCAGCGCGACAAAAAAAUUAAGUCUUUCACUUCAUGCCAGUAUGUUAACGGUAGCAGAUUGAGGCGAGAAAGGCGCUUGUGAUAAGAAAUAUCCUCUUGCCACUGCGUGUUUAAGAUGAAUUUUGAUGCCCUGCGUUGAAGACUCUCUAUUUUUGUUAUACUACAUAUCGUACUGGGAGCCCAUACCUCGCAAGCAUAGCCAUGAUAUCUUACAAACGUGAGAUAUAGUAAUCUCCUAUGGUCUGUAAUGAAUGACAUAACACUAUUGCCGCGCAAAGAUGCGAGCAUCCUAUUGGCCUUAGCUAAGAUAGUGUUAAUGUGAGUGUCCCAUUUGAGGUCCGGCGAGAUAUUCACUCCGAGGUCUUUUACUUGAGUGACGUGUUUAAGUGAGUUGUUGUUGUGCAUGUGCAUGCAUGAGGAAAAUUUCAUGAGGAGAAGCCAAAGAAAAUCCAGUGUGGUGACAUGUUUGGAACAUGGUCUGAUGGAAAACGCCUAUUUUCUUCCUGAAUGUCUCCUUUUAACUUAAAAGAGCCGUGUCACGAAAGUUAUCGAAUUUCAAGCAGUGGGAACUGCCACCACUAUAAAGUGCCCAUUGUAGAGAGGUGUAAACAAGAGUCAAUGUAUGGACUGUCCGCAUAAAAAGUAGCCGUUGUAGAGAGCUGGCUGUUAGUGGAAGUUCGACUUAAAAAAAAUUUGAGUGGUGUGAGAUCUUUCGUUAGUAUACAGCUGUUUCGAGCCAAAGGUUGUCGGAAAAAGUGCACGCGACAAUCCCGAAGGGUAUUGUGGGUGGUUUUCAGUUCACUGUUUUUCAAAGAAAUUUCAAAGAAUGGCAAGAAAGGCCACCUUUGUUUGCGAGUGCUAAAGGAAAGCAACAAAAGUAGGUUCGAGACCUGCAAUGUCAGGAACAAGUGUAUUGAUCAUAUUCCAUAUUACCUUUCGGAUUGUCGCGUGCACAGUUUUUGCGACAACCUUUCUCGAAAUAGCUGUAAAAAUCGUUAACCUUUUGGAAAUUUGCAAAACUGUAGCCAAAGUACAUAGAGGGUCUGCUGAAGUCUGCUGCAGCCCGGAAAAGAGAGUAUGAGCGCACAGUGGAACGACAAGUACAGAAGGAAAGAGAAAACGAAGAGGGACAAUUUAACGACAAAGAAGCUUUUGUUACUGAGGCGUAUCCUUUUUUUUAAAACGUUACUUACUGGCUUAGGCUACAAGCAGUGUCUUUUCUUUUGUUGUUUUCACCUCGGUAAGUUACCCUGCGAACAGAGUCUCCUUCGAUCUUCCUGCUAGCAGGGUACUAGUAAGACUGUUUACAGUCCUAUUUUUCUGUAAGAUCGUCGAGAUCGAGCGCUUUGCGUUACGGGCUGCCAUCUUGCAUGAGUGUCAAAACUACUUAGGGGGCAGGGGGCGGUUUGGGAGGAGCUAUUUUUCUCGCCUGCCUCCCCUUAGAGCUAUAAUCCCCGACGCCCGCUGCCUCGGUACAUUUGAAAAUCAAGAUGGCCGACAUUAACGGUAAGACGCGCUAUAUCUCAACGAUCUCACGAAAAAAUAGGGGACUGUGAACAGUCUAGCAGGAUACGGUAAUUUGGAUAAAUUGCAAAGUUCUUAUCGUUAAUUGUAGUUCACACGUUUGCGUUCUCGAGUAUGAUGCAAGAAAAGCUUCGGUAAAACGGACAACCCAAAUUUAAACGUGCAACUUGUUUUGCAAUAUUGCUGUAAAACAUUGCUGAAAAACGAGUUAAAAAGUUAUGUUGCGUGUUUUACCAACCACGUUCAAACCUGUCUUGCAACAAAUAGGGUUCGGACGGUCAAAUGUACUUAGCAUCAUUAGCCCUAGUCACUGAGACUAUAAGCCUGCCUUGAUUAAUAUCCGUAAGGCGACUUUUUAUGUUGAAGAUUUGCAAAGGAACGAGGGAAAAAAUAUCGGCUCUAUUUUGUUUUUCCUUUGCCCCGGCCUAUUACUCCCGCGCGCCUCAGUCUAACAUCUUUCACCGCCGAAAAAAGGGAAAUUGCGACUGGGCACGAGCAUGAGCCAACUUAACCAACAUCAAACUUCUGCCGGUCAGCCGGUAUUGUUCCUUGAAUGUGAAGCCUGAAGGAAACUGCACACUUGACGCCUUGUCUUCAUUUGAGUUUUUUCAACGGCGUUAAUGAAGGCCAAGAAAUUGCAAGGAAUUUAUAACACUCACCUUUCUUUGUUCUCGGUUGUUUUAUUCUUGACGCAAUUUACUUCAGAUUCCGUAAGAAAAUGCAGGAACAGGCAGAGGAGGAAGAGAGACUCAAACGACAAGAGGCCAUUGAUGGUGAGUCUAAGUAUUGAUGGAAAGCGAAGCAUUUUAGUGGAUAAUUGGGUCGGACUUUUGAUCUGGAGGUCGGCCCGGUUCAUGCCGAUUGUUCAUGUAGUAUUGACACGAGAUACCGUAAAAUUCCGAAAAUAAGCCCCUCCAUGUAUAAGCCCCUCCAAAUAUAAGCCCCCCAAACCGGUGACGCAAAAAACCCUCCGUUAAAUCGCCCCUCCAAAUAUAAGCCCCCCCGAGGGCUUGUACUUGGAAUAUUUCCCUCAAAUACAAAGUAAAACAAAGCAAAAACGGUAAAUUUACCUUCAACUGUGAGGCUAGCCCAAUUGAUUAUGAGACGCAAAUUUCCCUCCAUAGAUAAGCCCCUCCGAAUAUAAGCCCCUCCAAAAAUAAGCCCCUCAAAAAGGGCCUUUGAAAAAUAUAAGCCCCGGGGCUUAUUUUCGGGGCCCCGGGGCUUAUUUUUCUCAUUGCCGUCGCCAUCGUCGUUGCUUAAGAUCUAGAAACGUCAUACUACCGAAAAGAAGCUCCCUUCACAUGGGCGUCGUGACUCGAGGUGUGCCUUUAAAUAACAGCUUCUAAGGAAAACUAGAGAGGAUGUGCAUGUGUUCGCUUUGACCUCUAGCUCAGCCACGUUUUGUUUACUUUUGUUAUUUCCACUUCUGUUUCGCCCAAAGAAUGAAUUAGAAGGAAACAUUAUUAUGGCCUUUGAGCUUGCGGCAUAUGACUCUUCGCUUCUCACGGUCUCAAAUGAAGACCUAUUCUUGACCCCAGUGCCUUUCAGGCUGCCCUCUAUGCGCAAAAGAGCUCUGGGGCCGACAUUAAUGGCGAGGUUGCUCGUAGGGUAAUGAUUUUCUGCCACUACAUAACAAAAAGUGCAUAUGGAAGGUCCCACGGAGACCAAUCGUCAAACUUCAUGUUUUAGUCAUGCACAAUUAGUUUCAUCCUUUGGCGUGUUUUCGCAAUUAUAAAGAAGUUGCACUACACCCAUUUCUACAUUUGGCUUUUAUAUUUGUUGUUGAUACCACGGAUAGAGCUGUUCCGUGGAAACCAAUUAGUCCCUGUCUUAAUUUGUUGUUGUUGUUGUUGUAGCUGCCAAUGAUGUGACGAAGCAGAAGGAUUUAAGCCUAUUUUAUCGGAAUCUUUUAAACCGGAACGUUUCACUGGGAGGCUCAUUUACCGCCGACAAUGCGACAAAAACAGAUUCACAUGAGGAGAAAAAUAACAGAGGCAAAUCAAAACUCAAGGAAGGAGAGGCGACUCAAGACACAUUUGAUGAUAAACAAUCUGAAAAGCAUAAAAAUAAAGAUGACAAAAGGCAUUCAACAAGUGAGGAAAGCUCUCGUGAAAGUAAAGGACGCCCGAGUAGUCCCAGACAUUCAAGACAUCAAGAUCAUGGUAGGCGGAAACGAAGAGAUAGUGAAAGCGACGAAGAUGGACGAAAACAAUCGUCAGAUUCGCCCGAAAGGGAACGACGGCGACACAGUGACAAGGAACGGCAUGAUAAAGAACAUCGUAAAAAGUCGAGUCAUUCCGAAAGACACCGAUCAAGCUACGAUGAUAAUCGACACUCAGAUCAUAGUCGAACCAGCCACGAUGAUCGACGAGAGAGAGAUCGUAAACGCGAUCGUGGUGAACGGGAUCGCAAAGAAAUAGACUCGGCGGAAAAAACUGACAAAGAAAGCAGUAACGUCGACCAAAAACCUAAAGAAUCAAAAGAAAAGGUGAAAGAAGAAACUGUUGGCAAAUUCGCUAAACGAAGUACAGAUGAGACUGUUAUGUCUGCUAAAGAGAGAUAUCUCGCACGCAAACGUGCGCGUGACGCUGAAAAGACUACUAUGCGAAAUGACGACAGCGACGAAGAAUAAACUGUUGUCAAAUACUUAAUUUUAUUUCUCCCCAUACGAGUAAGGAUGGACAAGGGACUAGAUUUAAGAAGUCGCCACUGUAGAAAGAAAACACAACUUUUAAAAAGUUUCAAACUUGUUUUCCACCAUUGGCUGUGUUUCUAGAGUCUGAGAACUAGCUG